Molecule: messenger RNA, 1283 nt
Organism: Candidula unifasciata
Lineage: Eukaryota; Metazoa; Mollusca; Gastropoda; Stylommatophora; Geomitridae
Source: the annotation of a GenBank genome assembly
AUAUGACCCAAUUAGUGGCACUGGAGCCGAGCUUUGAUUCCCCGAUGGCUAAUGUGACAUUCAAAGAAAUGGAGACAGCCAUCCUGCCGUGCUCGGUCAAGUUUCUCGGAAGACACCAGGUGGUGUGGACUGACCAGUGGUCAACUCUGCUGACUUACGAGGAUAGAAGAAUUAUUGACGACGAGCGUCUGAGCGUUGAGAGACCGUUCACCAAAGACUGGAACCUACACAUCCGAGACGUGAAGCAUAAAGAUCAGGGACUGUACAACUGCCAGAUCAACACCAACCCUGUCAAGAUUAAAACAGUCAAUCUCAAAGUGCAAGUUCCUUCAAAGAUUUUAAACAAUGCAUCAACGGAUGCCUUGGUUGCCCGUGAGGGCACCACUGUAACUUUGGUGUGCAACGUCAGUGGUAUACCCAUGCCCGCUGUCACGUGGCAUCGACUUGUAGCCAAUGAGAAGGGCGAAGAUAAAAAGAGUGAGUUCUGCCCUGGCACAAAUAAGAUCGGUAUUAACGGUGAGAUUCUACUAAUUCACAAUGUCAGCCGCUACUGUGGGGGUGUCUACGAGUGUGUGGCCUACAACGGUGUCCCUCCAGCAGUAAACAAACUUAUCAGAGUUAGUGUUGAAUUUCCCCCAGAGGUCAAGCUACCGAACAAACGUAUGGGGCAGGAAGUUGGGAAAGAAACAAUUCUAGAGUGUGUGCUCACCGCCAAUCCCCACGCUGUAGGAGUCUGGAAGAAGAACGGAGAGGAAAUUAAAACAGUGAGCGGGAAAUAUCGCAUAGAGCCUUAUACGGAAGAUGAUCACUCAAUUAGCCUCAGCCUGAGAAUCGUUGUGGUUGACAAGGAAGACUAUGGGAUGUACACAUGUGAGGCCUCUAACAAGCUGGGCAGGGACAAUGACACAAUGGCAUUAUAUGUUCACCGCCGCCUACCACCAGAGACAACACUCACAACGACAGUGACCACAGAGUCGGUAACACUUUAUCAGCCCUACCCUCGCCAUCAACACCCACACGGUCACAACGUUGGACACACCGCUAGCUCCAGUGUUGUCCAGGACAAACUUUCAGUCCCAAAGAGACCUAGCAACAUACACGUGGUCAACAACCCCAGCAACUCCAGAGGUGACUAUCAGGAUUUUGUUCCACUGUAUUUGAUUGUUUAUGAGACUGUGAUUCUAGACUUAUUUGUGACCUUCCACAUGUGUGUCAGUGUUUUUCUUUUUCACGUGUACGGCCUUUCUGUUAUGUUGUUUUUGAAACAGUCCAAUUCAGAGUAA